Molecule: messenger RNA, 2786 nt
Organism: Larimichthys crocea (large yellow croaker)
Lineage: Eukaryota; Metazoa; Chordata; Actinopteri; Sciaenidae
Product: transferrin receptor protein 1-like
Exons: 17
Coding region: 100-2346 (748 amino acids)
Biological process (GO): iron ion transport; intracellular iron ion homeostasis
Cellular component (GO): external side of plasma membrane
Source: RefSeq, a predicted model, not a curated record
ACUUUGCGGAAGCAAGGAGGAGUUUUCCCUUCCCGUCCCUUUUUAGUCUUCUUCAGGUUUCAGAAAGCAGCUGCCUUUAAUGGGGAGCCGCAUUCCUACAUGCGUUUCAACUUGACCCAGAACAUGGAAGGCGAUAACAGCCAGGUGAAGCUAUCAUCCGAUAUGGAUGAGGAGGUUGGGGGAAAUGGUGUGGGAGAGCAUCUCAACCAUAACUCCAACCGCAAACCCUACAUGGCUCAAAAGCUGGGACGCGCACAGAAGAAUCUCUCCUUCGUGGCAGCUGCCACCAUUUUCAUCUUAAUCGGGUACUUUAUUGGCUAUCUAGUUCAUCGGAAGAAAGACUGUGCUGAAAGACCUGUUGAACACGAGACAGGUGCUGCCCCUCUCAUGGACUGGGAUGAUGUCAAAAAGCUCUUUGCACAAAAACUCUCUCCAGCCAAAUUUGAACCUGUCCUCGGUGAGUUUUCCACUGCUGACCACCGAGCUGGUUCUCCAGGAGAUGAAAGUUUGGGGAACAAGGUGCUCAACAGGUUUAAAGAGUACGGCAUGAACAGCUGGACCGAUGAGCACUUUGUUAAGGUUCAAGACCCUCCAGCUUCUGGUUACAACAAAGUUGUUUUCAAGAACGGAAAUAAGGAGCUUCUACGUGGAUUUCUGUCAUAUAGUGGCAAUGGAGCAGUAAAGGGUGCCGUGUUGUAUGCACAUUACGGGGAGGAAAGUGACUUCAGGAUGCUGCGCGACAAGAACAUCAACAUGAGUGGCCGGGUCAUGCUGGUCAGAGCUGGUAGGAUCAGCUUUGCUGAGAAGGUUGCUAAUGCUGCCAAAAUGAGUGCCUCUGCUGUGUUGAUCUACCCAGAUUCUGCUGAUUACACUUCUCAUGAGACCACUCAGUUCUUUGGACAUGUUCACCUGGGUUCAGGAGAUCCCUACACACCAGGCUUCCCCUCUUUCAACCACACUCAGUUCCCACCGGUCCAGUCUUCAGGCCUGCCAAAAAUCUUGGCUCAGACCAUCACAGCACGCAUGGCUACCAACAUUCUGAGGCAGCUGGGGGGUCAGAAUGUGCCUGAAGGUUGGGGAGUCGUCACCAAACUGGGAGAUGAGACCGAUGUUAUUACUGUGGAAGUCAACAAUGUUCUUACUGAGAAGAAGAUUAUAAAUGUCUUUGGGGUCAUCAAAGGCUUCGUGGAUUCAGAUCGAUAUGUGGUUAUUGGUGCCCAGAGAGAUGCUUGGGGUUCAGGUUUUGCUGCAUCGACUGUCGGGACCAGCGUCCUUGUUGAGCUGGCACGUUCCAUAUCGGACAUGGUGAAGAACAAUGGAUUCAAGCCAAGGAGAAGCAUUGUGUUUGCCAGUUGGAGUGCUGGAGAGUAUGGGAGCAUUGGCGCCACUGAGUGGUUGGAGGGUUAUCUUUCUUCUCUGAGCAUGAAGGUCUUCUCCUACAUCAACCUGGAUGGAGUCGUAUCAGGUCGGAAUGGAUUUAAAGUGGCAGCCAGUCCCUUGAUGUAUAACCUGAUCGAGGGCGCUCUGAAGGAGGUAAAUCACAACGGGCCAGAAGGACUUUUAGUGAACUACCCAAACCAGGCAUCUCUCUAUUCUCAAUUUGCAAAGGGCAACUGGGAACAAAAUCUGUUGGAGCCUAUGAAGUUGGAUAAUGCUGCAUAUCCAUUCCUCGCCUUUUCUGGCAUUCCCUCAGUGUCAUUUAGAUUCACUUCUGGUAAUCCAGAGUAUCCGUACUUUGGCACAAUGCUGGACACCCGGGAGAAACUGAACGCUGCCACAUCCAACCAGGUUCCUCAGCUGGCUGAAACAGCAACCCGGUUUGCAGGUCACAUGGUGCUGAGGCUGGUCCAUGAUCAUUUGCUGCGGAUGGACCUGAUGAAGUAUGACAAGAUUAUACGGAAUCGGGUGGCUCAGAUCAACAGGGAAGUUCUUAAGAUUAAGAAGAUGCAUCCCCAGCUGUUGCCUAAGGCCCUGACAGUGAAGUGGUUGAUCAUGGCCCAUGGCUCCUACAGCCGCGCAUCUCAAAGCCUGGCAAGAGACAUCAAGAACAGCGACCUGGAAGACAUAGAAAUGUGCCGCAUCAUUAAUGACCGCAUCAUGUCGGUGGAAAGGAACUUCCUGUCACCCUAUAUGUCUCCCAAAGAGAGUCCUUUCCGUCAUAUCCUGCUGGGGUCUGGUCCUCACACUCUCAAGGGUCUGUCCAACCACCUGGAAGCCCUCAGGGCUGACAACCCUGAGGCAGACGCCGACCUGUUCCGUCACCAGUUCGCCCUGGCAACCUGGACCAUUCAGGGCUGUGCCAACACUAUAGCAGGGGACAUCUGGUCUUUGGAUAAUGAAAUCUAAAAUGUAUUUUCUGCCCUCCUCCCUUGUUCAAGGUUUGGCCCUUUUUAUCACGACUAGCAGUGUGAAAACCAGUAGGCUGUGACGAUUCACCAACAGUCACGGUUUCUAAAUGUAUACCAAAAGCACAGUCAUAUCACCUCUAUUCUGUAAUCUUCAACAUUUCAGUCAUGAGUUGCCCCAUCUCCCUCCUUUCUGAAAUUCUCCACAAAGCCAAACAGUGAUCAAACGUACAUAAUCCUUCUGCCUUAACAAAAAGUUGAUCUCUUUUCCGUUUUACCAUGUGGUACUAAAAUACCACAUUAUGAAUACUUUGGUGCUAGUAACGACUACCUUCAAGCGGCCAUGUUAUGUGGCAGUACUACUUAAAUUGGUGUUUGAUGAAUGUAGUGAAAGUGAUGCUUUUUCAGCACAGUAUCAGGUCAUCUGUUUGCCAGCUCAGA